Messenger RNA from Trichobilharzia regenti, 885 nucleotides. The record is from the annotation of a GenBank genome assembly. NCBI's taxonomy places the organism in Eukaryota, Metazoa, Platyhelminthes, Trematoda, Strigeidida, Schistosomatidae.
AUGCAAACAAUGUCUGAUAAGAAAAAUUUAAUCACAAAUUUAAAACUAAUAACCAACAGUGGUUCAUUCUUCACUUUACCAAAAGAAUCCGUUAAUGAAUUUUUAUCUGGUGCUGUUGGAGGAUUAGCUGGUUUAACAGUUGGUCAUCCAAUGGAUACUGUAAAAGUAUUAAUGCAAAAUUCUUCAGGAAAUCCAACUUUUCGAGAAAUCGCCUGUCUGAUUAAUCAAACUGGCCUAAAUCGAUUUUUCACUGGCCUUACAAUACCAUUUUAUUCAUACGGAUUUAUUAAUGCCGUGAUUUUCACUGUGUAUAAAAAGUCCUUGAAUGUAUUCGAUUCACGAAUUCAGUCCCCAUUGGCUAAUGCAAUGGCUGGUGCUGUCUCCGGUGCUGUACAAUUAAUACCUGCUGUUCCAGUUGAAGUUAUUAAAAUACAACAACAAUGUCAUUUAGGUGGUACACAAUUAACAACCCGUGAAUGUAUUCGUACUAUCCUACGUGUUAAAGGCAUUCAUGGAUUGUAUUCAGGAACAAUCAUUCAAGCAUUUCGUGAUAUACCAGGCUUUGCUACAUAUUUUUAUACUUAUUCUGAAUCAAUUAAAGUGGGCAAAUCUAUUGGAUUGUCUACAUUUUGGUCUGCUUUUAUUGGUGGUGCUAUCGGGGGAACAUUAUCAUGGUGUGUUUCAAUGCCAUUUGAUGUCAUAAAAACACGACAACAAGUUGGUCAUGGUAUCACAGCUUCAAGUGUUAUUACAAAAUUAUUAAAUGAAAAAAGUUAUAAAAUAUUUUUUCGUGGAUUUCAUGUUGUCCUCGUCAGAGCCUUGUUAGUCAAUGCGUGUACAUUUGCAGUUUAUGAAACAGUUUACGAUUAUCUUACAAAAGAUUAA